AAAGGAAUUCGUCAUGCCGGGAUAUGCCGGUGGUCAUCUUGACAGAUAGCAAUCCAUCGCCCUAUGAAAGGCACUUAUUAGAGAAAUUCGGAAAUAUCCAUUUUAUAAAAGGUUCUCCAUUGCGUCGUAAAGAUCUUUAUCGAGCCAAAGUUGAAUCUGCCAAGAGAUGUGUUGUGCUAUGUGAUUCCACUCGUUGUGAACAGAGCUCUGAUACGGCAGAUGCAGCUUCACUCAUGAUAGCAUUGAACAUUAAUUCUCUGUGUAUGGAUGAUUGUUUUGUGCUUGUAGAGUGUAUGUAUCGAGAAACGUUUAAGAUGAUCCGCGAAAGCGACACCGUUAAAAACAAACAGGAAGACUAUGUUCAAGCGUUAAUGCGCCCUUCUUUCAUGAGCGGAAAUGUAUUCACCUCAUCCAGCUUAGACACCAUCCUUUGUCAAUG
Molecule: messenger RNA, 439 nt
Organism: Acaulospora morrowiae
Lineage: Eukaryota; Fungi; Glomeromycota; Glomeromycetes; Diversisporales; Acaulosporaceae
Source: the annotation of a GenBank genome assembly